Messenger RNA from Bombina bombina (fire-bellied toad), 17133 nucleotides. It is a transcript of the gene MIER1, whose product is annotated as MIER1 transcriptional regulator. Gene Ontology annotation, molecular function: transcription corepressor activity; histone deacetylase binding. NCBI's taxonomy places the organism in Eukaryota, Metazoa, Chordata, Amphibia, Anura, Bombinatoridae. Gene Ontology annotation, cellular component: nucleoplasm. The transcript is spliced from 14 exons. Gene Ontology annotation, biological process: negative regulation of transcription by RNA polymerase II. The record is from RefSeq and is a predicted model, not a curated record. The coding region runs from base 182 to 1855 and encodes 557 amino acids.
CUUUCUUUCUCUUUUUCUCUCUUUCUUUCUCUUUUUCUCUCUCCUUGAUGAUGACUGUGUUCCAUGGUAUAUCUAAUGCCAUGGAAAUUCUUUUGUACCCUUCUCCUGACUGAUACCUUUUAACAAUGAGAUCCCUCUGAUGCUUUAGAAGCUCUCUGCGGACCAUGGCUUUUGCUGUAGGAUGCGACUAACAAAAUGUCAGGAAAGACCUACUAGAACAGCUGAACUUUAUUUGGGGUUAAUCAGAGGCACUUUAAAUGAGUCUUUGCUUGGGACUGCAAGCCCGGGAGGCUCUGCUGCAUCAGAUGACCAUGAGUUUGAUCCUUCAGCAGAUAUGCUUGUUCAUGAAUUUGAUGAUGAGCGGACUUUGGAAGAAGAAGAGAUGAUGGAGGGAGACGUCAAUUUCAGUUCUGAAAUUGAGCACCUUGAAAGGGAAAGUGAGAUGCCAAUUCAUGAGUUGUUAAGGCUUUAUGGCUAUGGAAGUACCGUCCCUUUACCUGGGGAAGAUGAAGAAGAGGACGAUGAAGAUGUUGAUGGCAACAGUGGCUGCAGUGGGGAAAAUAAGGAUGAGGCUAUUAAAGAUUCAUCUGGACAAGAAGAUGAAACUCAGUCCUCUAAUGAUGACCCAGCGCUAGGAGCUUCUAGUAACAGUGUACAAGAAACAAUCCGGCCACGUCGGUGCAAGUAUUUUGAUUCAAAUAAUGAAAUUGAAGAUGAAUCUGAAGAUGAUGAAGAUUAUGUUCCCUCAGAAGAGUGGAAAAAGGAGAUUAUGGUGGGUUCUAUGUUUCAAGCUGAAAUCCCAGUGGGUAUUACUAAAUACAGAGAAACUGAAAAAGGGGCAAAAAAUCUAUGGGCUGUGCCCAGGCUGAAAUUAAGUGAUGUCUCAUUUGAUUGGCUGAACCGUCAUCCAUGGAAUCUCACAAGAAACGCACUGGUGCAGUACAUCCGGAUGAGGCCUACUAAAUUGUAUGAGAAUGAUGACCAGUUAUUGUGGAACCCAGAUUUUUUAGCAGAAGAAAGAGUAGUAGACUUUCUGAUGGAAGCAUCUAAAAGAACUGGGGAAGAGAAGGGUCUAGACGCUAUUCCUGAAGGAUUACAUAUAAAGGAUAAUGAGCAGGCUCUCUAUGAACUCGUGAAGUGUAAUUUUGAUACAGAAGAGGCUUUAAGAAGAUUAAGAUUUAAUGUGAAAGCAGCACGGGAAGAACUUUCUAUUUGGACCGAAGAAGAAUGUCGGAAUUUUGAACAAGGUCUUAAAGCAUACGGAAAGGAUUUUCAUUUAAUUCAGGCUAACAAGGUUAGAACUAGAUCGGUUGGGGAAUGUGUGGCAUUUUACUACAUGUGGAAGAAGUCUGAACGAUAUGACUUCUUUGCUCAACAAACCCGGUUUGGAAAGAAAAAAUACAACCUGCAUCCCGGUGUAACUGAUUAUAUGGAUCGUCUCUUGGAUGAAAGUGAAAGUGCUGCUUCCAGCAGAGCCCCAUCUCCUCCACCUACCACCACUAACAGCAGCACCAGCCAAUCCGAGAAGGACGACAGCACGGCCAGCAACGGGAAUCACAAUGGUAUAUCCACCAAUGAUCCAUCUGAAGUUGCCACAUACAAAGAGGAAAUCAGAAAUGAAACUGUACAUUUAAAUGGGCCUAGUAGCAAUGAAACAUCACCCAAUGAGUCAGACACCAAUGGGUACAAUUGUGAAAAUGCCCGAGAUUCCAAAUGUAACCAAUCAAACGCAAAGAAUGACAAAGAGCUGGGUGAAUACGACAGAUCUGUGAAGAGGCGACACAUUGAUAGUGGAAGAAAAAGUCCUGAGCCCUCUGAGUUUUCUCAGGAAGUAUUUUCACAAGGAGAGGUUUAAGGAUUUAGCAGCGAUGUUCGGAGACAAUUUUGAAACACAAUUCUGGGGAACUUGCACUUUUAGGAUAAUAUAGUUAUUUAACCGGCUCUAUAAGUAUAGUUGUAUUUUUCUAUAAGCCCCUACAGAGUUUGUGCUCCAGAGCAUAAAGAAAAAUGUUUUUUGUAAUGAGCAUUUUUAAAGGGACAGGUUGGAUUUCCUUCUAAAAUGUAAGGACCUUUUUUUUUAUUUUAUUUUUAGAAUGUAUCUAAUAUUUAACAUAAGAAUACAGCAAAUUUAUAAAAUUAGUGCUUUGCUGUCAAAUGGAAGUUUUUCUUUUUUUAAUCUACAUCUUGGGAAGAAGGUCCUUUUUAAAUGGUAUAUUUCUAAAUCUGGCCAGUCGUAAAAUUGCUUAGGAAACCUGAACAAGUGCUUUGGGGUUUUUUUGUUUGUUUUUUAGAUAGAAGAUAAAAGAACAAACCACAUCAGGUUUGUAUAUUAUUGACAUCAAUGAUGUCUUGCCUAUUUGUAUCUGGGUCAAAAAGAUACAUUUUGUAUUUUUCCAGAUUUCUUUGUAGCCUUUGAAAGAUUUUUUACCGUACCUAUGUUUUGAUUGAACUGUUCUUUCUUAAACAAAGCUUGUAUAAUUUUCUUAACUUGUACAGUUGAUAAACUUUUAUUAUGAGAAAUUGAUAUUCUGAAUGUUGUAUGUUCAGUCUUUCUUUUCAGAAGUACUUUUUUAUAUUCAUUUUCAUUGUUGUGUUUACUUAAAUGUUAAUUGAGAAUGGAAAAAAAUUUUAGAAGCUAGUGAAGAUAUAACAUUUUGUACAGGUUUAGCCUGUUGUGUGGUGGAUCCGCUUGAAUUGAAAAGGUGUAUGGUGAUGCUUGGUCAGGUAAUUCCUGCUCAUUUAAGGGACAUUAAACACUUUGAAAUGGUAAUAUAAAAUGAAUAAUCAUAUAAAUUUAAAAAACUCUGCACUUUCAUUAUUUAUUUUGUCCCCUUUUCCUGCAAUUCCAUUCUGAAAUUGUGAGCUUUUUAGUGUUUGUUAGAACUUUUGUAUUCCACACAGCCAUUGGCUGCACACUCUAGUGACCUAUUUAUAACUGUCUUUAAUUGGCCACAGCAGAGGAGGUAACCUAAGUUACAACAUGGCAGCUCCCAGUGUUUUAUAGACACAAACUUUACACUUAUUUUGUCAAUAUUUAAACAGCUAAUGAAACUUUAAAAAAAAAAAAAAAAUCAUCUGCAUGUUAUUUUCCGACUAAUCUUUUCUUUGAAUGCAUCAUUCUAUCUAGUAUUUAUUUAGUGUUUAAUGUUCCUUUAAGGCAACCUUUUCUGAAUCAUUGGUUAAAACACUUUUUUCUUCAUUAUUUUAGAUACAAUUUACAGGAUCAACUGUCAUUAAUGAUAAGACACCAGAUGCAUCCUCUUUCACAAACACAUUGAACAAAUAAUUUAAAAUGUUGUUUACUUGACUGCGGUAGAAUUAUGACAUUUUGAAAAAGGGAAUGGAUUUGGACAUUUUCAUUUUAAGCAGUAAAUGUAAAGUUGAAUGAAUGAGUGCUCGGUUUUUAAAAAUACUAUUUAAAACAGAGGCACUUUCAUUCAUUAAAGGGACAUUUCACCCGAAAUGUUUCUCCCAUUUAAAUUGUUCCCAAUGAUCCAUUUUACCUGCUGGAGUGUAUUAACCCCUUAAGGAUCGGGCAAUUCAGACAAAAACUUUAAAUUUUUUGCAUUUUUGCCAUCACUACAUUUUAACAGGAAUAGAGCCUUUUUUAUAUUUACCUAUCAAAACUAUAUAUUGUUUUUGGCAGACAACCCAAAGUAUUGAUCUAGGCCCAUUUUGGUAUAUUUCAUGCCACCAUUUCACCGCCAAAUGUGAUCAAAUAUAAAAAAAGCUAACCUUUUUCACAAUUUUAGGUUUCUCAUUGAAAUUAUUUACAAACAGCUUAUGCAAUUAUGGCACAAAUGGUUGUAAAUGCUUCUCUGGGAUCCCCUUUGUUCAGAAAUAGCAGACAUAUAUGCUUUGGCAUUGCUUUUUGGUAAUUAGAAGGCCGCUAAAUGCCGCUGCGCACCAUACUUGUAUUAUGCCCAGCAGUGAAGGGGUUAAUUAGGUAGCUUUUAGGGUUAAUUUUAGCCUUAGUGUAGAGAUCAGCCUCCCACCUGAAACAUCCCGCCCCCUGAUCCCUCCCUGACCCCCCUCAAACAGCUCUAUUUCCUCCCCAAUCUUACUAUUGUCACCGCCAUCUUAAGUACUGGCAGAAAGUCUGCCAGUAUGAAAAUAAAAGCCUUUUCUUUCUUAAGACACAGUGAGUCCAGAAAAUCAUCAAUUACUGUUGGGAAUAUCACUCCUGGCCAGCAGGAGGAGGCAAAGAGCACCACAGCAAAGAUGUUAAGUAUCACUUCCCUUCCCACAACCCCCAGUCAUUCUCUUUGCCUUCAGUGCAAGGAGGAGGUGACGUUAUAGGCGUCUGUAUAAGAUUCUUCUAUCAAGAUUUGUUUUUAUUUUGAUGAUCUUCCAACACAAGCUGGGUUUAGCUGUACUCCACGUUAGUCUCUUCAGUAGGGCUGUGGUAGCUUUCAAGCAGUUGGGAACUUGUGGGUUGGGCCUCACUGCGUUUUUCCUGACAGAUUGCUGCCCUCUCACUGAAUGCCAGAGUAGGUUUACUUUGUUCAUUUCUUCUCUCCUAGGUCUCUGUGAGGAGUGGCUUCCUCUCAUGCCAGGGAGCUGUACUCCUGCUGGACAGCUGGAUGUGCAGGUAAGUGCCUUUUGUCUUCUGGCGCUAGGAGGCUGGCACUGUAGGGGUUAGCUGGGAAGCUACCCAAAAAUGCUAAUUUUUAUAUGGGACUAGAAUCCUGGGUUCAGGAUCACUUUAUGGCAGUGGGCAGGCACACAUGUUACACUGCGACUGGGGUUAUAACUUUUAUUAAUAAUUAAGUUUAUCCCUUAUUUUUUACUUUGGGUUUAGCUAAGCAGGUUUUUGAAUAUGCACAAUUGUGCUUAUGGGAACUGUCUGUCACAAAUUUUAGCAGUGCACUGUGAGUUUGUGAAGUUUUCAUGUGAUUGGUGUUUGUGCUCAUACUUAUGAUACUGCACUGCUGAGGCUCGCAGUUUUGAGAUCAUGUCUCUUAUGUGAAGUGUGUUUGAGAAGAUUAACACUCCAGUUCCAUCAGUCUCCGCCAUUGCUCAUUGCGUGGCGGGAAGGACGCUGCUUCGUUGCAGUUUUUAGCUUGGAAGCGCGCGCUUGGGGUCAUUAUGGCUCAGUUUCAGUUGUGACACGAUUCUCCAUUUUAGUUUGAGCCAGCGGAGUGGCGCCUGUUUAUAUUAAUAGUUCACGAUCGGCAGAGAGCUCUGCUGUGUUACCGACAAUGGUGAUAUUGGUAGCCUAAGUGGAGUUAAUCUAUUAGUACUUUGAUAGAGCAGUGGAUUAUUACCAUGCCCUGUAUAUUAUUUAAUGAAAGAGAUGGCCAAAUUAGUAUUUUAUUAUUUUUUUUUUCAAUUCGGUUUUUAAUGCCCAGGUUCUGAGGCGUAUUUUGAGAAGCCGUUUCAUUGUCCUGUAUUAGUGUUUUUAAAGGGACAGACAGGUACACUCUUUAAAAAAAACACAUAUUCUUUCCCAGACAUGGAAAACAUUAAUUGUCAUGACAGUAAAUAACAGCUGUAAGAUGUUAAACAUUUUUUUAUAUUAAAAUAAAGGGAUUUUAUUUUGAUCUCCAGACAUGGUAAAUUCUGUGUUUGAUCAUGUAUGUUUUUAUAUUAUGUUUUAAGGCACAAAUUGAUCCUAUGCAAUUAUGUGCUGCUUGCUUAGCUAGGUUUUUUUUUGGUGUUUUUUUUUUCUUGGGUGAACUCAGGGUGAUACUGUUCAGGCAAUGCCACCGUUUUCUCCUUAUUUGUCCCCAGCCUCAAUGGCAUCACAUGCAGUGCCCUGCAGUUCCUCUCAAUCUCCUGGAGGAGUGUAUUUGCCUGCAGAAUUUUCUGUCCAGGUAUCCUCUGUGGCAUUAUUCACUUUUCCUAUACUAAGGGAAAUCGCAAGAGGAAGAUUAGAGAUUCAUAUAGUAAGAUUUCUGUACCCCCUGCUACUGCUCUGUUUGCCUUACUCAUAGUUUUGAUGAGGAGGAUAUGCCAGUAGUAUCUGAGGGUGAAAUCUCAGAUUCGGUCAGUAUAAUUCCUUUGUUUGAUGCCGAAGUAGUAACCUUCAGCUUUAGCUUGAACACCUUUGUGUACGGCAAGGAGGUUUUGGCUAUUUGUAGCGACUUCGAUACGCCUGUCGUCGUCCAUCCUAAAGAAUCUAGUAAAAUUUAUAAGACUAGGAUUUCUUUGUGGAAGGAGUCUGGUCUGGUGAGGGAUUCGUCAGAAACUAGGUAAAAUUCUUAGACUCAGUUUAAUUCUUUCAUCUGCUACCGAAGUAGUCCACUUCAGAUGUAUGUUUGCACACCUCGUGUACGUUAAAGGAGGUUUUAGUUCUUGGACGACAUCAAUCCCCUCUCAUUGUCAACCCUUGGAAGUUUUGUAAACUUUCUUUUCUCUGAUGUUUACUAUAGCUCAGAGAACUUCGAUCCCUAGGGAGGGUAGUUGCUCCUCCCGGAUCCAUGGAUAAGAAGCUGGAGGGUUAACUGUUCCAUUAGAACAAUGCCUUGUCUUACUAGACUUGCUGUACUGGCCCACUGGGCAUUGUGGCUGAGACCUGGUUAGUCAAAAAGCCUACCUGGGUCUUAAUGGUGCAGCUUAGGCUUUAUAGUCCUGCAGUUGCAGGUUUAAUAUUGUAUGUUCCUCCUAAUCAACGCUGAUGGUUUUUCUUUUCAAGGAUGGGAACUUGUUUGAACUUGGCCUGGCAGAAUUUAAGGGUGGAAAAAGAUUUUUCUACCACACGUCAAGAGAUUAAGACUAAAUGGAAGGUUUUUCAUUUUCCUCUUUCUGCAGGGUCAGUCUUGUCUUUUAAAGUCCAAUUUAAGAUUUCCUCCCAGGGACAGAUUUUUCCGUCUAGAGUAUCUGUAAUCCAGAUUGGUCGAGUGACAUUCCUUGAACUGGGUUCAGGACCUUCCUCUCUGGGAGUGAUAGUUCCAGCCCCAGUCUGCGAACGGAUUCUAGGUAUUUAUCUUUCUCAGGUUCUGACCUUCAAAUAGUAUCCAUUCUCCUUUGGUUCAAGAGGACUUGUUCAUAAUGGACAUAGACCUGAAGGAUGAGUUUUUAUUGCUCCUAUUAUUUGGGAUCUUCUCAAGUUUCUGAGCCUUGUUAUCCUAGAAAGACUUUUUGGUCUUGGAGUAUUGCAGGGUGCUCUUCUGGUCAAUUUAUGAUUCAGGUGUCAUCCUUCUUCGAGCAAACUCUUUCAGGAGAUCUUGCCCAAUUUCUUUCCCAUGGAUGGGAAAUGAAUCUGGAGAAGAGUUCCCUUGUUUUUAUCUACAAGGGUGAUUUAUUGGAAACUUUAAUAGUUUCUCUAUCUUGGAAAAGAUUCUAUCAGAGGUCAGAUUUCAAGAUCUAUUUCUUUUCCUUUCUCUGAAGUUUACUGUCCGGCUAACAGCGAGCUCUUGUGGUCUGGUAAAUAACUUAACCAUUUUUCAAGCGCAAGGUUGGUAGUUCGGAUCUAGCUGCAGUUGAUUUUAUCUUCACUUUUCAGUGACUCAACAUAUGGAGGGAAUUGUUCCGAUGUUAUCAUGGAUAUUAAUUCCUUUGUAAUUUUCCAUAGAACGGACAACAUUCGGAUCUGUCUCAGAGAUAGAUCUAGAUCAGUCGACAAGAGAUUCUCUCCCGUAGUAGUUUAUCAGGAGUAUCUGUCUCAGGGUGCAUGCUUCUAGAGACAUUCCUGGUUGAGGGGACCAUGGUCUUGUUUUAAGGCGUAGGGUUUAUGGAUCGGAAGUGUCUCCUCUCCUUUUUAACAUCUUGGAGUUGAGAGCGAAUUACAAUGCUUUGAUGGCUAGGCCUUAGUUGUUCUUAGCUUGGUUCCAGUCGAACAAUACCACCUAAAUGGUUUACAUCAACCUCCAGGGAGGAACUCGGAGUACCUUAACCUUGUUCUUAGGAUUGUUCUGUGGGUUUUCAAUUGUCUGUCUGCCAUUUGCAUUCCAGGAGUGUACAUGGGAAGUGUUUUUUCUGAGCAGGCAGACUUUCCAUCCUGGGGAGUGGGAACUCCAUCCGAAGGUGUUCUCUAGGUUAACAACCAAAUGGGGUUUACUGGUAUUGGAUCUGAUGGCGUCUCGUCAGAACUUGAAGCUCCCUAAGUAAGGGUUGAGGUUGAGGGAUCCUCAAGCCCUUCUGAUAGAUGAUAUGGCAGUUCCAAGGAACUUCAGAUUGGCUUAUCUCUCUUCCCCGUUUGCUCUCCUCCCACAAGUCAUCGCUCGGAUCAAGCAGGAGAGAGCGUCAGUGAUUCUAUUAGCUCCUGCGUGGCUUCGCAGGAUCUGGUUUGCAGAUCUUGUAGAUGUCGUCUCUACCUCUGUGGAGACUACCGCUCAGGAAGGACCUUCUGCUUCAGGGGCCCUUCCUUGAUUCAAAUCUCGUUUCUCUGAAACUGACUGUUUAGGUACUGAAUGCUUAAUUUUAGCUUAGCAUGUUUUUUUCUGAAUCGGUCAUAGAGACCUUGGUUCAGACCCGUAAGCCUGUCCCUAGAACGAUUUACCAUAAGAUAUGGCGUAUAUAUCUUAUUGGUGUGAGUCUAAAGGAUAAUCUUGGAGUAAGGUCAGAAUCCCAAGGAUCUUAUCUUUCUCCAGGAAGGCCUAGAGAAGGGGUUAUCUGUCGGGGGGGUCAGAUUUCUGCUCUAUCCUUUCUGCUGCAUAAGCAUCUGACGGACAUGCCGGAUGUACAAUCCUUUUGUCAGGCCCUGGUUAGAAUCAGGCCUGUGUUUAAGUCAGUUGCUCCUCCUUGGAGCCUUAACCUUGUUCUUAAAGGUUUACAACAGGCUCAGUUUGAACCUAUGCAUUUCAUAGAUAUUAAGUUAUUAUCUUGAAAGGUUUCAUUUCAUACUGCUAUUUCUUCUGCCCGGAGGGUUUCUGAACUCUUAGCUUUGCAGUGUGAUUCUCCUUAUCUCAUAUUUUAUGCAGAUAAGGCAGUUUUCCGUACUAAGUUUGGUGUUCUUCCUAAGGUUGGUUCAGACAGAAAUAUUAAUCAGGAUAUUGUUGUUCCUUCUCUCUGUCCUAAUCUUUCUUCUCAUAAAGAGCGGUUGCUGCACAACUUAGGCUCUUAAAUACUAUCUGCAGGCUAUGAAGGACUUUCGUCAGUCUUCUGCAUUGUUAGUUUGCUUUUCUGGAAAACAUAAAGGCCAGAAAGCUACUGCCGCUUCUUUCUUUCUGGUUGAGAAGUGUUAUUCGUAUGGCUUAUGAGACUGCUGGACAGCAGCCUCCUGAGAGAAUUACAGCCCAUUCCACUUGGGUGGUUUCUUCUUGGGCCUUCAAGAAUGAGGCCUCUGUAGAACAGAUUUGUAAGGCUGCGACGUGGUCUUCUGUGCACACUUUUUCUAAAUUCUAUAAAUGUGAUGCUUUUGCCUCAGCUGAGGCUUCUUUUGGGAGAAGGGUUCUGCAAGCAGUGAUGCCUUCUGUUUAGGUUACCUGUCUUGUCCCUCCCUUAUCUGUGUCCUCUAGCUUGGGUAUUGAUUCCCAACAGUAAUUGAUGAUUCCGUGGUCUCACUGUGUCUUAAGAAAGAAAACAAAAUUGAUGCUUACCUGAUACAUCUAUUUAUUUCUUGACACAGUGAGUAUAUGGCCCUCCCUGUUGUCUCAGACAGUUUUUUAUAUAAACCUCUGCACCUUGUGUUAUAUCCUUUCUCUCCUUUCCUUCAGUUGAAUGGUACAGGGUACGGCGCUGGUGGUUAAGGGGUUAAAUUGUUUACAAGUAGCUCCUUUACCCCUAUUUUGGCCUUUGAAAUAGCUGAUUUAGCUUGUGGUUUCCCAACCUAUACUAAAAGUUUUGAUACUGGAAUCUCAGCUAUUGAAUAACCUAAGUAAAUACAGCCAGCAGAAUAAAUUGCACUCACAGUGGGGUGCAGGAUAGUUAAGUAAUAAAAUGAUAAUUUUCCAUUGUUCUCUCUAUGUAUUGAGCUUUAGUUUUCUAGACAAAUAUAAGAUAAGGAAGCAAGUGUGUGUACACAAAGUGAUAACAUAAUGAGAUAUGAUAUUACCUGAAGUUUAACCCAUUGUAAUGGGCUGUGGUUUAAAAGCACAAAAUCAGCUGCUUCAUAUACACAAAAAGCCCUGAAAAUACAAUUUCUCAUACUUUGUAUACUCUGCAGCUGGUAUAGCAAGUCAUUGAAAAUAAACUAUUUUACAGUGUACUGUCCCUUUAAUCUUUACAUUGCAGCAUUUUUUUUAAAAUACCCAGACCAGCAAUCCUCCGCCCGCAGCUCCUCAGCAAUGACAAAACCCAGUGUACUGUCCCUUUAAUCUUUACAUUGCAGCAUUUUUUUUUAAAUACCCAGACCAGCAAUCCUCCGCCCGCAGCUCCUCAGCAAUGACAAAACCCAGUGUACUGUCCCUUUAAUCUUUACAUUGCAGCAUUUUUUUUAAAAUACCCAGACCAGCAAUCCGCCCGCAGCUCCUCAGCAAUGACAAAACCCAGUGUACUGUCCCUUUAAUCUUUACAUUGCAGCAUUUUUUUUUUAAAUACCCAGACCAGCAAUCCUCCACCCGCAGCGUCUUAGCAAAGACAAAACCCAGUGUACUGUCCCUUUAAUCUUUACAUUGCAGCAUUUUUUUUAAAAUACCCAGACCAGCAAUCCUCCGCCCGCAGCUCCUCAGCAAUGACAAAACCCAGUGUACUGUCCCUUUAAUCUUUACAUUGCAGCAUUUUUUUAAAAUACCCAGACCAGCAAUCCUCCGCCCGCAGCUCCUCAGCAAUGACAAAACCCAUUAAUGAAUGAAAGUGCCCCUGUUUUUAAUCAUUCAUUCAGCUUUACAUUCACUUUAAUGCAGAGCAGAUACAGUAAAUAACCUAACUCUUUCCUGGAAGUGUCAAGGCUUUUUUAAACUUUAACUAUACCAACAGCUCUAUUGCUCUCUUACUACAGUAAAGUAUUGUAACCCAACCUAACUACAAUAGACAGAAAGAUAAUGUGUGUUACUGAGUCCAGAAUCAGGAAGUUUAAAAACAACAAAAAAUGUUCUGCUAAUAAUAAAAAUAAAUUUGCCUGGUUGUUUUUUCCAGUAAAGAUAUGACUAUCAGCCAAUGGGCUGCUGCACUGUUCUUUAAAUGCUUUAAUGCUGGGGUUUGUUUUCCUUUUGCAGAAUGGCUAUUACAUUUUUCAUGGGCUAGUUAGUCAAGAAUAUUAGCCUUUUUUAAAUAACUAAAUAAAAACUUUCAUGUCUCUUAUUCAUUCUUAAAUACUCCAGCCCAAUGUCAGGCAGAUCAGCAGCCAGGAAAUAACCCAGAAGGGCUCACAUCUCGCCACAAUCAAUGUAACAUAUUUUGUCAUGGAAGAAUCGUGCUGUGUUGCUACCAUGUCUUUUGCGCUUUUUGUUCUCAUGUAUUAUGCACCCACUGUAACAUUAGAAAAAUCUAACUCAACAUCACUCUACAAACGUUUUUUUCUUUUUCCAUUCAAAAUAGAUUAUUAUAAAAAGUGUAUGUCCAAACACGUUAGCUUGUAACCAGUACUGGAAAUAUAUGCAAUAUCUGUGGUUUUGUUAGGUCUGUGAAUUUCCUGUGAGGCUGUUUACAUUUUAUUUAAUUCCCUAUGUUAAGUGUGCAGUAGCUUUACAGAACUUUUGGGGGUGUCCUUUAAUAUUCACUACAACACAUUCAUUGGCCAGUGUUACCAUGCACUGUUGCCUACUUGGCACAAUCAUGGCUUAUUUAAGAACCCCUUAUGCAUCUGAAUUUGUUUUGUGGAAAAAAUGCAUAGGACUAAAGUAAUUUAUUUCAUUGUCUUAUAAAAAGAGUAGAUAUGUGUGACUUUUUGUGACACUCUUCACUACAUGCUUAUUGAUUUAAAUUACAACAGAGCAUAUAUCUAGAAAAGAACUAAAAAUAAUUUAUACAGCAUUUUUAUGCCUGAAGAACUUCCAGCUCUGCUUAGUGCAUUAUAUUUGUGAUGUUGCUAACAAAAGCCAAUGUGGCAGCCUUAAAGGGACAGUAUACAUCAAUUUUUGUUUAACUGCAUGUAAUAGACACUACAAUAAAGAAGAAUGAAUAUGCAGAGAUACUGAUAUAAAAAUCUAGUAUAAAAAGGUACUUAGAAGCUCCAAGUUUAGCUCUGUUAAAAAGAUUAGCUAGAACACCCACUGCAAGUGCUUCAAUAGCAAAAAAAAGCAGAACCCCCUCCCCUUCCUCUGCAUAUGAAAAGACUCUUUACACAAACAGGAGAAAGCUGGAGUAGGUAUACAUCAGUAUUCUACUAAAACUUUGGGGCUUGGUUAGGAGUCUGAAAAUCAGCGCAAUGUUAUUUAAAAAUAAGCAAAACUAUACUUCAUAAAUGGAAAGAGUCCACAGCUGCAUUCAUUACUUUUGGGAAUUCAGAACCUGGCCACCAGGAGGAGGCAAAGAUACCCCAGCCAAAGGCUUAAAUACCUCCCCCACUUCCCUCAUCCCCCAGUCAUUCUUUGCCUUUCGUCCCAGGAGGUUGGCAGAGAAGUGUCAGAAAUUUUAGAUAGUCUCUUAGAAAGGGUACUACUCUUCGGCAUGGGACUGGAGUUUUAAUUAGUCCUGUCAGCCUCUCAGUGAGAGCCUGGGUGAAAGUUAGAGUCCGGAGAUGCAGGGAGAGUCUUUCUGCGAAACCAUCCCGACUCAUAUUAACAGCUCCACAAGCAAUCGGCGUUGACAAGUUUUGCUGCCUGCUUUUUUCUCUCAAGUCCAUGUCAGGAGCAAGGCUACUAUCUGUCACACUUGAAGGGUCGUGUUCCUGUUCCACGUUGUAGAUUCCGGUAAGAUCGGUUCAUGUUACUUUCAUCAUGGAUGUAUUGUAAUUACAACUGUUUAUCCGAGAGGGGCUACAACCUUUAACAUAUUCUCAGUGAGGCUCCUUUUUGUAUCUAGGAAUCAAGGGUUAAGGUCUCCUAAUGGGGGGGUUAUUGAACAGGGGGGUUUAUAAUAAUGUUUAUGUGAUUUUGUCAUCUUCUGUGUAGUGUUGCUUCAUCUCAUGGCUAUUUUGGAACAUAACGGCCUAUGUCUAGUGACGCAGCCUUUACGGUCGGGCGCGCUUUUGCAUGGACUGCAUGGUUUUCCUUGUGACCCCAUUUCUGCUUUCCUGACCGUGUGGCGACAGAGAAAUCCUUGUCCGCUGGUGUCUGGUUCUCUGGAGGUGGUGAGUGCCCCAGCCAUUGGGGGUGUAUGGUGCCGUUUAGAUUUUUCUUAUUGGUCCAAUUUUUAUUCAGUGUCCCAGUUAUGGAGAAUUCUGAUUUUUUGGAGACAGAUGUCUCUGAUUUAGACUCUACUUCUUGCGAAGAAUAUGAAUUGGCCCAGUUGAUACAUGCCCAUCAAUUAUCUUCCGAAUGCCAUUUUAGAGUGCUUUUUCUCGGGAUCGGGGAAUCAGGUGCCCACUUAGCCAUCCGUCUCUGGGGAUUCUAUUUCUCACGAGACGAGUUCCCUACCACCAACUCUUACUACGCAUGCAGGUAACCCAAACGCUACUUAUCCUAUGUAGUGUGGCCUGUUCCCACCAGAGGUUAUGACACGGUUCUGCAUUGCCAUAUCUUUGGCCCUGGCGCAUCUGAACCUCCCGGGAAUUUGCUUACGAUAUUGUUCGUGUUUUGUUAACCGGGGCUAGUCAGGCGUGGGUUCGACUGUUCCAGUUCAGCCCUCCGGGGGAGCGACUGCCCCUGAGGCCUCAGGAGUCAACGUUCGGGCCGGUGUUUUCUUUUGUCAAGGCAGAGGUAUGUUGCGCCUUUCGUUAUAGACUGGCAACAUGCUCAGUCUUUCCGAUUUUUCUGGGAACUAGAGUGUUACUUCCCGUUGUGGGUUGGAGGCUUUGAGAAUUUAGGUCCUUCAUUUCGCCGUUCUUACGGUUUUGCCUUUCAUGGUCUCUUUGGAAGUGUCCUUUUAGAGGUUCUCUUCCUUUGGGUCGAGACUUCCUGGACUUCGUCUGGUUUUAUUCUCUGCCGAUUUUGGCUGUUUAAUUAGGAAGUGAAGGCCUUGAUGCUCUGUCUUCGGGAGUUAGUCGUCUCCAUAUCCGGGGCGAUAGGAGGUGUUGUCUCUUUUUCCAAGAUUUUUGCGUAGGGGAUGUUUUUCUGCCUGAGUUCGGCAUGCUUUGCAUUCUUCUCCCUUGGGUGUGAUCCUCUGGAACAUUAAUCUGAAAGGAUUAUGGAGACUAACCUUUCUUUCUACUCUCUUUCGGGUGACACUGUUCUCGUUCUCAUUUCCCUUAGUGUUGCCCUUGGGGCCUUUGGGCUCUAGAGAAAUUGCGUGACUUUGUCGCGGCCUAGCACCUUGUUGGGGGAUGUUGACCUCCGGCUAAGGGUGUUCUCUUCCCUUUGUGCUGGGAAUUACGAGUUAGUCCUGUACCCGUUCUCCGGGUUUCCCGGUUUUCAUCCCCUGUUAGUCUGAUUGCUUCAGACAGGUAUCUUGUGUUCCCUGGGGGUGUCGUUCAUUCUAGGACUAUUCUGGGUCCCGAGUCCAGGGUUCUUGUCUUGGAUCCUUCUUGGAUGUCUGGAAACAUGAUCCUGUGGACUGGUUCGGGACGACCCAGUUUUUUCAGGGACCCUAUGUUGCGACAUAGGGACUAGCUCAUUGGGCUUGCAAGCAGGAAGGCCAGAGUUUACAUCCACCUUCGGGUACUGGUUAUAAACUUUAAGGCCUGACUUGUACUUCGGACAGAGUGUGCUCCUCUUCAUGGGGAGUUUAUUUUCUGUUGGGUCAACAGUGGUGUCUGGAUGAUUUUUUCAUUCGGUCCGUGUUUUGAUCAUACUAUGGCUUCAUGUCUUGUGGACAUGUACGCUGUUCUUAUCUGUGCCCUUUCCUUUUGAGGGGAUAGUUUGUCUUCAUUAUGAGCUGGGGUUUCCUCUCUCUGGAGGGUCUUUGUCCUGCCCUGUGUGUAGGAGGUUGGAUCAGAUGGCUUAUUUCUGUAAGGGGCAGCAUCUACUGCUCUGUGGGCUCUGUUCCACCUGUUGGAAUUUGAUCUCUCUAUGUAGAAACUGUCUAAGAAAGCUGUGACAGGUCUUCCUACAGAUCUAUUGCACUUUUAUCUGUUCCAGGUCCCAGGGUGUUCUCCUUGGGAGUGCCUUAUUUUGAAGGAGCGGAUUGGGUUGGCACCCAAGCUCUGUUGGGGUGGGUGAGUCCCCCCUUUUUCUUUCCAUUCCUGGGGGGGCUUAUGUUUGGGGUCUUUCUGUCCCUUCUGUCUAUCAGACAUGUCUUUCGCUUGGGCUGGUCUGGUGUUGGAGCAUGAUCUGAGAUCUGUUGCUCUGCUAAAUUUAUCCUCGGAGCAUUCGAGGUACGGUAAGCCUCUUGAGGUUUCUUUUUCCAUGUUCAAGGUUUGUGGGAAGGACUGGAAGCUCUUAGCCUGCGACGUUAUCCGCUGGUUGGCAGAUACUUAGCAAUCUGAGGGAUCAUAUCUUCAGCUGCUUUCUGCUUGCCCUGCAAGUAUUUAAGUUUCUUAGUCAUUUUUACAUGAUUACAGCGUGCAGUGUUUUUGCUUCAGGUGGUGUUCGUCAGACCUGUCUGAGCUUGCUGCACAAGGUUUUGUUUCUGAGUAUUUCUAUAUUUUGAGCUACCUUUUUGCGACUUGGGGACCUUCGUCUUCAGUUGCUUUUUAGAGUGCGGUUGCACUGUGUUAGGGGAAGAUCCUCUUUGUAUCAGACUCCCGGCCUUAUCCCGUGGUUUCUGUAUUUCUGGAGUCUGGGCGUUGCCUCCCCUUGUUUCUAUGAGACCAGUGGGUCUCUGUUGGUCUGGAGUUCCUUAUGCUAGCUGGACAGCUAGCCCUGCAUACUAAUGCACUGUGGCUACUCUGCGCUGUAGCAAACCGAGGGUUGCAAGUUCAAUCCCAGGCGAGGUCUACUCAGUCUUCCUCCUUUCGAGGUUGAUAAGAUGAGCAGCGCCUUGAGUCCCUUAACGGGGAUUUGCCACGAUUUAUGAGAACAUUCAUGUUUUCUCCGUGUCUUUUCUUCUUUGUGGAAGAAUACAGUAGCUUGUGCCCUUUCUUUUAGUAAGGGGUGUGUUGUUUGGAGACCGACUGCUGGGUGACGGUGUCUCCUGGAGGCUGUUGACUCAGUCGAGUCUAGUUCCAGCGGUCUCUUGCAAGGCUUGUGGACUAUCUGCGGUCAGGGUCCUUGGGCCUUUUCUUUUUCAAAGUUGUUCUUGGCUUCGGAUGAAGCAGGAUGUUGUUGGGUAGGGGUUUUCAGACCUGGUGCCUUCAGAAUGGGCCGCCUAUUCCACCCUCCCAGUUUUGCAUUCAGUGUCGCAUAUAGCUUGGGUAUUGUUUUCCCAAAAGUAAUGAAUGCAGCUGUGGACUCUUUCCAUUUAUGAAGAAAAACUUAAAUUAUGCUUACCUGAUAAUUUUAUUUUCUUGAGAUGGAAAGAGUCCACAGCUCCCCGCCGUAUUUUUCUGUGGUGCAUCUGUUAUUUUUGUUGUUCUGGCACCCUGGUAUUUCUCCUACUGUUCCUUGUUCCUCGGCAGAAUUACUGGAGGAUGAGGGGAGUGGGAGAAUUAUUUAAGCCUUUGGCUGGGUUGUCUUUGCCUCCUCCUGGUGGCCAGGUACUUUCCCAAAAGUAAUGAAGGCAGUUGUGGACUCUUUCCAUCUGAAAAAAAGAAAAUUAUCAGGUAAGCAUAAUUUAAGGGGUUUUAAAAAAUAAAAAAAAACUGUAUAGGCGAUAUAAAUUAAUUGUGUACAAAACGUAUGCAAAGAACAAUCUAGUGUAUAAUGUCCUUUUAACUUAAAUACCUAAAAAAAAAAGUCAUUUGGUGGCAUAUGCUUAGUUCUGUUUGGUAAAGUUUUGUUUUUUUUUACACAUUUUAUCCAUACGUAUAAUUUGUAUUUGUAAUGUUAACUUUUUUUAUUCCAUUCACCCAUGCACUGUGGUCCAUCUUGAAUUUCAGCCAGCUAGUUUGUUUGUUGCUAUUUGUUGUUUAUUGCUCUGUCUUAUGUCAUUAUGUAACUUCUGUUUACAGCGAGUAUUUUUUCCUGUUGGUUGAAAGCGCAGCCAUUUGACUUGUGAAAGUGAAUUUGUUAAACUUCGUUAUAGACCCACAAUAUUUGUUUUAAUAGUUCAGCUUUUAGCCUCACUACCAAGCUUUAAAUGAAUGUAAUUUGUCAAUGAAUUGUUGCUGUUUUAAUUGGACAAACUUCUUACGUGUUUUGUUCAUUUUGCACUGUUGGUAUUUUGCCUCUACUUUUUCUUAGUCUUGUUGGCAAACCUAUAAAAAAACAUAUUAAAAUAUUUUUUUGGGAAUAA